CGUUGGAGUUGUGCCAACGAUGAGGGCCAAGUCCCCCCCUCAGGCUCAUGUCCCUAGUGAAAAUUCCACAGCCUUGCCGACUACUGGGCUCCCCUCUUCGAGGCCCGAAUAUGACUGGGGAACGAAAUACACGAGGAUCAUGGGUUACAACGAGCUUUCAUAUUACCUUCCAGGUCGUGCAGACGGAGCGAAUGAUAUGAUGUGUCCGGCAACAUCCUUAUCGUCCAGUUGUUUCUGCACUGACGCUGACCCUAACCGGGUUGAUGUUCAUAGUCUACCUCAAGUUUGACUGCCAGCUAGAAGUCGUCACGAGCAGAAGGAUUCAUCUCGCAUGGACUAUCCUGCUGGUUCGACACCCCCCUUUUGCAUCCUCCAUUAGGAUGGAUCCAGGAUGUUACGAUCAAACCCGUUUUGAAUACAUACCGCCCUCCAGCCCAAAUGCUGCUCUUAGUGAAGCACUCGCUUCCUUAGAAAUCAGUUUUGAUAAAACGGGGAAAGAAGUAGUGGAUGAAUUUAUCAAUGGACCUAGAAUUCUUUCGGACCAGAAGCUCGGCUGUCUUAUCGUAUCGCUCCCCCCCAACGCUUAUGCGCUUCAAUCCAUCCACGGCUUUGAGAAGAGCCAUAAAACCCGAAUAACAUGCGAAAUGCUCAUCGGACUCGCCCACUUUACGGCCGAUGCGACGGCAGUCCAUCAAUUCACGAACGAAUUGUUGUCGCUGCUUGGUGGCCCCUCCACUAGUAAUCAUUCUCCAAGGUCAGAAGACGAGUUGAGGGGUAUUCUAGAAGACGAGUGGAAUAUAAGAUGGGGAGUGAGAGGCGCGAGGUUCGGGCCUGAAGGAUUUACGCCUAUGCCCGAGCCAGCCGAGGAACGAAUGCAUACUCCCACAAACAGAUUAAGAUUGGCAGCCGAGAAAAUCGCGUUUCAGAAUUUCCAGAACAAGGAAAUAGGAGGCCAUCUGCUUCCCCGCACGAAACCCACGAGUAAACGGCGCCACAACAAGAUUACAACAAUGGUCAUUCCAGAACACCUAUCCCAAAUAAUUGUCGCUAAAUGCAAAGCUCAAGGCGUGACUGUAUCAAAUGCCGUUUUCACUCUCUGUUCAUUCGCUUGGAUUCGUAUCGUAUCGUCACGUAUUUCUAAUCCUCUCACAUCAGCCACCGAGAAACGAAUCUGGAAGCAGAUUGGUAACGAGAUGUUACCCAUCAUGAUGUACACUGCUGUAAAUUUGCGCCCUUAUAUGGUCGAAAAUCCUCCGCCGGAGUCAUACGUGUUCUUGGCAUUGGGUUAUCUCAACGUCAUUCUUCCUGGCUUCCUUCCCCGCUUCGCCGGAAGGGCUAUGAGCGAAGAGGAUAAAAAGAAGGCUCUUCGUGGGAUUUUCUGGCUUAGAGCGAGGAGAGUGAGGGAACAGCUGCGGAAAGCAUUGGCGAGCCCAUUCUUCGCCAGCCGAAAUCGAAUCAUGGGCCAGGAACGAGCUGUAAGGGCAAAGGCUUGGGCAGUUGUAGAUGAUAGAUCAAGAGAGGAUAAGAGAAGGGCUGUCGCUGGGCUUUCUCCUCUUCCUCCCUUAAAGCCCCCACCUACAUUUGGACCGGCAUCGACACCAUCGGCAACACCCAAACCCCCUUCCACUGCUCUCGUUGGUAUUUCCAUAUGGCCUUCUAUUAAUUCGAUUUACGACCCAUCCAAUUUCCCUUUUAUCAAUAAUCUCCAGCUUGUCCCUCAAACUCGUAAAAACACUGGCGGCAUACUCCUCAUGGGAUUUGCUCUCCGGGGCAAGAUCAACCUUUCGUUGGGCUGGGAUGCAAAUUGCUUCCUGGAGGGUGUCGUUGAGGAGUUUUGGAAAGAGUUCGGGUCCGGUAUCAGAGAGUUUCUGGUUGGGGAAGGUGAAGAUUUCUGGCUGGAAAAGGGUCUUGAGGUUGGGACUCGGAGUUUAGUAGAUGCUAGGUUGUAAGCGGGUCUUGCACGGGCGUCACAUAUUACACUCCGCUCGUGUGACAGCUAAUUUAAGAAGUUCCUAAUCGGGGAUGACAUUCACGUCACGGGAGUAAACUCGAAGAGGUAACGCUAGAGAGCCCCAAUUGUUGAUUGCCCCGCAUUUAUCAGUCAGGUUUGG
This is a messenger RNA of Cantharellus anzutake, 2111 nucleotides long. RefSeq lists its product as uncharacterized. The coding region runs from base 264 to 1949 and encodes 561 amino acids. The record is from RefSeq and is a predicted model, not a curated record. Lineage: Eukaryota; Fungi; Basidiomycota; Agaricomycetes; Cantharellales; Hydnaceae. The transcript has 4 exons.